Linum tenue is the source of this 2757-nucleotide messenger RNA. The record is from the annotation of a GenBank genome assembly. NCBI's taxonomy places the organism in Eukaryota, Viridiplantae, Streptophyta, Magnoliopsida, Malpighiales, Linaceae.
AUGCUUGAUGAGACUAAUGUUUUAGUCAAGACUUUCAGGAGAAUUCGACAAGAAUUGCAUCAAUCAUCCACUCCGAAUCUUCGACUUAGGAUAUUUGGGAUGGAAAGCAGGAAUCGUCAAUAUGAUUUGCCAACAAGUGAUGAUGUAGCUGGCCUCAAACGAAUCUCAAGUGUCAACCCAAAAUUCGAGGCGCUUCACUUUCCACUGCUUUUCCCAUACGGCGAAGAUGGAUAUCAUCCUUUGAUACCAUAUAAUUCUAGGUACUGUUCGGUUUCAGCUAAGCGAAGGUUUGUAACUCAAAGGGAGUAUUAUGCAUUUCGGUUGCAGUACCGCAUGAAUGAAGGUCAUACAUUGAUAAAAAGUGGGAAAGCUCUUCAGCAUUACUGUGUUGAUGCCUUUUCUACUAUUGAGCUUAACCGACUUGCUUUUCUGAGAAGCAACCAAAAGGAACUUCGCGCUGAAGUUUACCAGGCUGAUAAGCUUGGACAUGUUAUCAUACCUUCUUCAUAUACAGGUGGCCCAAGAUACAUGCAACAAUUAUAUUAUGAUGCAAUGGCUACAUGUCAGUUCUUUGGAAAUCCAGAUUUAUUUGUUACCUUCACAUACAAACCAAUGGUGGUUUGCCGGGUAUUUCAUAUAAAACUUAUGAAGCUGAUUGAUGCAAUCAAACAAGGAAACUAUUUUGGCAAGACUAUAGCAUCAGAAAUUCCCGAUCCCCAUCUCGAUCCUAUUGGAUAUGAAACAGUUGUUAGGCUAAUGCUUCAUGGACCGUGUGGAAGUGCAAAUCCAGCAGCACCUUGCAUGAAGGAUGGAAAGUGUUCUAAAUUCUUUCCGAAGGAAUUUAGUUCAGAAACUGUGUUUGAUAAGUUUGGAAAUGCCAUCUAUAGACGUAGAGACUCUGGGAUUCAGGUGAAAAAGGGCAAUGCAGUUCUGGACAAUAGGCAUGUUGUUCCUUACAAUAGGAAUUUGUUGGUUAUGAUGCAGGCUCACAUUAACGUCGAGAUUUGUCAUAAAGGGGGCUUAAUCAAAUACUUAUUCAAGUAUUUGACCAAAGGACCAGAUAGACAGUCAAGUGUUCGCAGCGUGCUCAGAAAUCCAAGGUCUGGAAAAACACAUCUCACGCAAUGGUUUGCUCUGAAUCGAAGGGAUCCGAAGGCAAGAAAGUUGACUUAUGCACAAAUACCAAAUUCGUAUACAUGGAACGAAAAUGAUAAUGAAUGGACUCCACGGAAAAAAGGAUUUGCGAUAGGCAGAAUUGCAUAUGUGCCUCCAGGAAGUGGUGAUGUCUUUUUCCUUAGACUUAUGCUGACAAAGAUUCAUGGACCAACAAGAUACGUUGCUUUAAGAACUGUUAAGGGAGAGGUCUGCCCUAGCUAUGAAAAAGCAUGUGAGAAACUAGGAUUGUUGUCUGACUCUUCAGAAUGGGUUAGAGUUUUUCAAGAAAUAUCAGCUUCCAGCAUGCCAAAUUUAAUAAGGAGUACAUUUGUAUGUAUGCUGAUGUUUUGUGAGGUUCCAAACCCUAUUGAAUUGUUUGAGUCAAGCUGGAAAUUCAUGGCUGAAGACCAUGCUUAUUCUCUAAGAAAACAGUUCCAUUCGACAGCUUUUCAGCCUUCUGAAGAGAGGCUGCGUAAUUGGGUCCUUCGUCAGUUACAAGCUUUGCUGGGAUCUCAUUCAUCAUCAUUGGCCCAAUUUAACCUUCCACAGCCAACAGACUUAGGAGUAGAUGAUGGAUCAAACUCUUUACUUAGAGAUCACUUGAGUUUUGAUGUUUUGCAGCAACAAACACUUUCAGAUACACUGCUGCAGUCACUAAACAUGGAUCAAUUCGAGGCCUAUUCAGCAAUUAUGGUUUCAAUCCAUGGAAAUUUGGGUCGUUCCUUCUUUUUGUAUGGUCAUGGAGGCACCGGGAAGACUUUCUUAUAUAACACCGUCAUUGCAAAAUUAAAAAGUCUCUCAAAAGUUGUCAUUGUUGUGGCUUCAUCUGGCAUUGCAGCAACCCUCUUACCGAAUGCUACCACAGCGCAUUCGAGAUUCAAAAUUCCGCUUCACUUGGAUGGCACAUCCACCUGCUCAAUCAAAAAAGGAACCCACCUGGCAGAACUUAUACAAGAAGCAUCACUAAUUGUUUGGGAUGAAGCACUAAUGACACACAGACAAGCGUUUGAGGCCAUGAAUAGAACCUUUUGUGAUCUCAUGAACAUACCUCUGAUAGGACCAGGACAUAAGUUGUUUGGGGGGAAAACAGUCCUGCUUGGGGGUGAUUUCAGGCAGACUUUACCUGUAAUUCCAGAAUCUGGUCGCGAGCAAACAGUUGACGGCUCGCUCACUAGGUCUGACAUAUGGAGCUCCUUUACUUUGCUCAGGUUAUCGAGAAACAUGAGGAUUGAUAACUCAGCAGCAAAUGAAGCUAUUAUUGGGAACAAAUAUACAUUUGGAGAAUGGGUUCUUGCACUUGGUGAUGGGAAGCUGCCUACCAAACGUUUCAAAGAGGACACACCAUCUGAUUGGAUUGAAAUUCCUUAUUUGUUUUUGGUUCAGCUAAGUGUUGACCCAAUCUCCUCUAUUGCAGCAGAAAUAUAUGGUUCCUUCACUGAAAGCUACAGAGACACAAAGUAUCUGACCUGUAGGGCAUUUGUUACCCCUACAAAUGCAAUUGUUACCCGGGACUGGUUCGUUCUUAUUAUAGCUCAGAUUCUAUGCAGAGUGAUACAGAAACACCGGAGUCAUUUAAUGAAACAUACCCAACUGAAUUUCUGA